CUUUGAGCAGCUUUGCAUCAACUUUGCCAACGAGAACCUGCAGCAGUUCUUUGUGCGCCACGUCUUCAAGCUGGAGCAGGAGGAGUACAACCUGGAGAACAUCAACUGGCAACACAUCGAGUUCACCGACAACCAGGACGCUCUGGACAUGAUCGCCAUCAAACCCAUGAACAUCAUCUCCCUCAUCGACGAGGAGAGCCGCUUCCCCAGGGGCACAGACACCACCAUGCUGAACAAGCUGAACUUCCAGCACAAACUCAACACGUACUACAUCCCUCCCAAGAACAACCACGAGACUCAGUUUGGCAUCCAGCACUUUGCUGGGGUGGUUUACUACGAGACGAGAGGCUUCUUGGAGAAGAACAGAGACACUUUAUACGGGGACAUUAUCCAGCUGGUUCACUCCUCCAAGAACAAGUUCAUCAAACAGAUCUUCCAGGCUGAUGUUGCUAUG
Messenger RNA from Notothenia coriiceps (black rockcod), 454 nucleotides. Its product is annotated as unconventional myosin-VIIa-like. Gene Ontology annotation, cellular component: myosin complex. Lineage: Eukaryota; Metazoa; Chordata; Actinopteri; Perciformes; Nototheniidae. The transcript is spliced from 3 exons. The record is from RefSeq and is a predicted model, not a curated record. The annotation marks the transcript as partial. Gene Ontology annotation, molecular function: cytoskeletal motor activity; ATP binding.